Messenger RNA from Ixodes scapularis (black-legged tick), 1326 nucleotides. RefSeq names its product CUB domain-containing protein 2. Gene Ontology annotation, cellular component: plasma membrane. The transcript is spliced from 8 exons. The record is from RefSeq and is a predicted model, not a curated record. Gene Ontology annotation, molecular function: protein binding. Lineage: Eukaryota; Metazoa; Arthropoda; Arachnida; Ixodida; Ixodidae. The coding region runs from base 1 to 1326 and encodes 441 amino acids.
AUGCUUUCAUAUAUAGCACGUUUUCAAUUGCUAAUUUUACUCACGUUACAAAGAAAAGCAAUAGGCAUUUGUCACAUGGAGUUCGAUAGCCUGGCCAGCAAGUCCGGUAACUUCUCUUCCCCCAAGUACCCGGAUACGUACCCCAGCAGCAUCCACUGCUACUACCUCUUCAAGGGACAAGAAUCCGAAACCCUCAAGAUCACCUUCCUGCACUUCGACCUCGAGCCGCCUUUCUCCAAAGGCUGCCUGAACGACUUCGUGGACAUCAGCACCAUCAGCGUGACGAACGUCCGGCAGCUGGUGGGCCGCUACUGCGGCACCGAGGUUCCCGUACCGUUGCUCACCAUGAAGCCCCGCAUGGAGAUCAUCUUCAAGACCAACCACGCCAACGAGCGCACUGGCUUCUUCGGCAUGUUCCAGUUCACCGACGAGAGCUUCAUCCAGCCCCCGCCGUCCUCUCGGAACAUCUCGGGUUGCGGAGGGGUGCUGACUGGCGUUGGGGGAGUCCUGGUGUCUCCCGGUUACCCCGACAGCUUCCCCAAGAACGUGGAGUGCAACUGGCUAAUCCGGGUCGACUACGACAAGCAUAUCUACAUCCGGGUGCUCGAAUUGCAGCUCAAAGGAAGCAUAGCCAACUGCGGGGAAGCAGAGCUUGCCGUCUACGACGGUUACUCCAACCUGAAAGUGAACCCGGUGUUGCUAAAGCGGUACUGCGGCGAUCUCAAAUAUUAUAAGAACACGGAAGAGAAGACGGAACUGUCCAGGAGAAACAGGAUUCUAGUUAGGUUACAUACGACGGUACAAUCUCCCAUUAGACAACCAGGACAAAUCAUAGGUUUCAAGCUGGUUUGGACGGCUGUUACUUUUCAACCAAUGGAUGCCUGCAAGGAAUACACCUGCCCCAAAAGUCAAUACUGCAUGAACUCGGAGACGCGAAGCUGCACAGAAACGAGGCAAUACUGCAUCGACCGGUCGCUGGUGUGCGACGGACUGCCGAACUGCAGCGACGAAGAUUUCAGUGACGAGGACAAGUGCAACCUGCCCCUUCUGGCCGGCUGCGGCGCGGGCGCCGGGGUGGUGCUGCUCUGCGUGGUCAUAGCGGUGAUCCUGUGCCGGCGCCAGUCGCGCAAGUCCGACCAGUUGCAACACGACCUCGCCAUGCAACUUCGUCAGCUGGAGCACAGUCCCACGUGCGCUUCGCGCCAGACCCCAUUCUACCCGGAGCUCAACUGCAGUCUGCACCGGCCACAGCACCUGCCGGGGCCCGUGCCGCCCGCACGCCCGCCGCCGUUCGCCAAGAACAGACGCUCCCCGACCGAUGUCUGA